AUGCGUACCUUCAGUCUCCUGCCAUUGGCACUGCCUCUUGUAGCUGCCGCCUCUCUGCCCUGGGAAGAGAUUGCUCGUCGUCAGCUGCCUAACGAGCCCACUGAUAUCAAGACCAUCAAAACGGCGAACAAUGUCACAAUCCGAUACAAGGAGCCCGGCAAGGAAGGUGUCUGUGAGACAACUCCCGGUGUCAACUCGUAUUCUGGUUAUGUCGACCUGAACGAGCAUGCGCAUACCUUCUUCUGGUUCUUCGAGGCUCGCAAAAAUCCCGAGACUGCCCCGAUCACUCUGUGGUUGAACGGCGGUCCCGGUAGUGACUCGCUCAUCGGUCUGUUUCAGGAACUUGGUCCUUGCAGCGUCAAUGAAAAGAACGAGACUGUGCUGAACCCUCACUCAUGGAACGAGGUGUCGAACAUGCUGUUCCUGUCUCAGCCUCUGGGCACUGGUUUCUCAUAUGCGGACAAGGCUCCUGGCUCUCUCAACCCCUACACUGGUGUGGUUGAGAACGCAGACUUUGCGGGUGUCGAUGGUCGUUAUCCCGUCAUCAAUGCCUCUAUGAUCGACACCACUGUUCUCGCCGCGGAAGCCACCUGGGAAGUCCUGCAGGGAUUCCUGAGUGGUUUGAGCAAGCUCGACUCCAAGGUCAAAUCCAAGAGUUUCAAUCUGUGGACUGAGAGUUACGGAGGACACUACGGCCCUGCUUUCUACGACCACUUCAUGAAGGAGAAUGAGAAGAUUGCCAGCGGCUGCACCGAGGGCGUCGAGAUUGAAUUCAACACUCUCGGAAUCAUCAACGGAAUCAUCGACGAGGCCAUCCAGGCUCCUUACUACCCCGAGUUUGCCCGCCACAACACCUACGGCAUUGAAGCUGUCAAUGAGACUGUAUACAACUACAUGAAGUUUGCAAACAACAUGCCCAACGGAUGCCAGGAUCAGGUCAUGUCCUGCAAGUACAGCAACCGCACUUCCAUGGCCGACUUUGCUCUCUGCAGCGAAGCCACCAACAUGUGCCGUGACAACGUCGAGGGCCCAUACUACCAAUUCAGUGGCCGCGGCACUUAUGAUAUCCGCCACCCACGCAACGACCCAACCCCUCCCGAGUAUUACCAGAACUACCUCGCCAAAGACGAAGUCAUGAACGCCCUCGGCGUCGACCUGAACUACACCCAAUCCAGCUCUGAAGUCUACUACGCCUUCCAACAGACCGGCGACUUUGUCUGGCCCAACUUCAAAGAAGAUCUCGAGGACGUCCUCAAGCGCAACAUCCGCGUGGCCCUCAUCUACGGCGACGCCGACUACAUCUGCAACUGGUUCGGUGGCGAGGCAGUCUCCCUGCAAACCGAGUUCAAGCACAGCAAGCAGUUCCGCAAGGCGGGCUAUGCGCCGUUCAUGGUCGACGGGGUCGAGUACGGUGAGACUCGCGAGUAUGGCAACUUCUCGUUCACCCGCGUGUACGAGGCCGGUCACGAAGUGCCGUACUAUCAGCCCGUUGCGUCUCUGCAGCUGUUCAACCGCACCCUGAACGGGUGGGAGUUGUCGAAGGGCGAGAAGAAGUUGACGGGGUCUUCUGGGACGGAUGGUCCUGCGCAUGCGACUCAUACGGCGCCGUCGGUGGCUUUGCCGACGCCCACUAAGACGGGAAACUGA
Molecule: messenger RNA, 1647 nt
Organism: Penicillium oxalicum
Lineage: Eukaryota; Fungi; Ascomycota; Eurotiomycetes; Eurotiales; Aspergillaceae
Product: Carboxypeptidase S1
Exons: 8
Coding region: 1-1647 (548 amino acids)
Biological process (GO): proteolysis
Cellular component (GO): fungal-type vacuole
Molecular function (GO): serine-type carboxypeptidase activity
Source: RefSeq, a predicted model, not a curated record